Messenger RNA from Triticum dicoccoides, 1618 nucleotides. Its product is annotated as proline-rich protein 36-like. NCBI's taxonomy places the organism in Eukaryota, Viridiplantae, Streptophyta, Magnoliopsida, Poales, Poaceae. The coding region runs from base 419 to 1351 and encodes 310 amino acids. The transcript has 4 exons. The record is from RefSeq and is a predicted model, not a curated record.
UACCAAAACUGAGCGGCAAGAAAGGCAGAAGAGCAUCAGUUCACCUUCAAGCCCAUGGCACAGCACACUAGUACUCCUGAAAGCAAAAAGAGUUGGCUCAACAGCAAGCAGGAUCAUCGUCGCCACGCCACUACACCUCACUUACAUCUACUACAUGGAUCAUCGAUCUGUCCUUUUUCCUCUUUCUGCCGCCGGCUUUUCCACCGCUUUCUUCUCUCCUCUUAUCGAUGGCCGCUCCUCCCAUCCACGCUUCCUCUUCUCUUCAGUGGCCGAGCCUCAGCUAUAAUAUGGCAAGCGCCUCCUCCUCGGCCUCCUCGAGCGGUGCAGUAGACAAUACUAGUGUCAGGCUACCGGUGUCAGUCAGUCCGAGUGUCCGACUGUCAGUAGAGGGCAGAGCAAGCAACCGACAGUGUAGAUCAUGGCGCGCAACUGCAGAAUCAGCAGCCUGCCGCCGCCGUCGCUGCUCUUCUUCCUGCUCCUCACGCUCUGCACCACCACGCACUGCGAGGCGAGAGCUCUAAAGCAGAGCAAGAAGAACUCGCUGAUGAACGUGCUCUUCAAGCUCAACUUCGCCAGGGCGGUGGAGCCGACGCAGCCGCCCCCUCCCUCGUCGCUCGACGCCAGCGCUGGCAGCGACGCCGCGAGCGCGAGUGCGAGCCUCGCCGCCGUCGAUGCCCCGUUCUGCGUCAACCCUCCCGACGCUCCCCCGUCGUCGUCAUCCACGCCUCCAUUCACCUCCACGGCGCCCUCCUCCACCACUCCGUCCGUCCCGGACCAGCUGCCACCCAUCACCCCCGUCCCGCCCUCCUUCGAGCCCAGCCCGCCGGCCGAUGGCGGUGGCUCAAGUCCGGGGCUGGGCACGCCGGCGUCCACGCCCACGCCGAUCAACCCGCCGCAGUUCGCGCCGAGUCCGCCUGGGACGGCGCCGCCCAGCCCGAUCGUCGUUGUGCCGAGCCCGCCCGACCAAUUCGGCCCUGGCUCGGGCGGCGGAGGACAAGGAGGAGGCGGAGGCGGCGGGUUCAUGCCGCCGAUCAUCUACCCACCGCCGCUGGCCCCGCCGAUGGCGCCAGGGGCCGGGCAGGCGCUGUGGUGCGUGGCGAAGCCGACAGUGCCGGACCCGAUCCUCCAGGAGGCCAUGGACUACGCGUGCGGCUCCGGCGCCGAGUGCCGGUCCAUCCAGCCGUCCGGCUCCUGCUCCCAGCCGGACACCGUGCUGGCCCACGCCUCCUACGCCUUCAACAGCUACUGGCAGAUGACCCGGGCCAACGGCGGCACCUGCGACUUCGGCGGCACCGCCACCAUCGUCACCAGCGACCCAAGCUAUGACAGUUGCGCGUUCAACCUUGUAUGAAGGAGCGGAUCGAUGAGCCAAUUUUCAGCUAUCAUGAGGAGCAUCUUUUCUGUUCCAUUUGUUUCGAGGCCACACAGCACCGAAGGCUUAGUAAGGAGUAGCUGAGAUUAGUGUGAUUUUGAUUCUGGCAAGACUGCUGAUACCGUGUAAAGGCGAUUCCUUGACAUGUGCAUUAUACUGCUAGUAGCUUCUUGGGCAGGAAGAUGCUUAAUCGUGCGUGCCCCUCUUGUAACUUUAAACCUUGUCGACCAAAUUAGUUUAGUUUAA